ACUCUCCCUGUGUUAGACAACACGGAAGUAUUAUUGAAAAAAGGAUACCGGUCCUCACUUGCUGUAUCGGCCGGACGUUCUGGCGCUGGUUCGCCGAAGCUAUUACUAUUAGCUGGUUUCGAAGUCUGCAUUAGCACUGCAUGCUUACAGUCACAGCAUCAAAGGAGUCUGACAUCGAGAACCGGUACGAGGCGAGGCCUUGAAAAUUUUGUGACAUUUAUAUAUCUAGAUUGUUUAAUAAUAUAUCAACAAGAAAAUGGCCGAAGAAGGUGAAACAGAGCAGAUCCAGGCUAUCGACGACAACGAUGAGCCAGAGAUCACCCCUGGUUACAAACCACCAGCACAAAAGACCCUGGAUGAGAUAACGCAAUUAGAUCAAGAUGAUGAAAGUUUAAACAAGUACAAAAAAACACUUCUUGCUGGUGCUGAAGCUGUAGAGGAUGAUGGAGGUGCAAAUGUGCAAGUAAAAGCGAUGGUUUUUCUGGUCGAGGGCAGAGAGGAUAUCGUACUAGAUUUAACAGGGGAUUUGACCAAGUUAAAGGCUAAGCCUAUCACAAUCAAGGAAGGAAUACAGUAUCGGCUGGCUAUCAAAUUCAGGGUCCAGCGUGAGAUUGUGCCUGGAUUAAGGUACUGUUAUCAAAUAUACAGAAAAGCUGUCAGAGUUGAAAAAUCGAAUUUAAUGGUUGGGAGCUACGGACCAAAUAAUGACCCUCAUUCAUUCAAAACACCGCUUGAGGAUGCCCCAUCUGGCAUGAUCUCAAGAGGGCACUAUACAGUCAAGAGCAAGUUCACCGAUGAUGACAAAACCAGCAUUUUGGAGUGGGAAUGGUCCUUCGAUAUAAAGAAGGACUGGUAGCUAUGUUGAAGAGAAAACAAAUACGAUAUCAACAACAGCAACAAAAGUUAUGUUUCAAAACAAAAAUCAGAUGGAUGGAAAUCUGUUAGACUCUUUUGGAGGUGCCUAAUGUGAGUGUAACAUGGAGGUUUUCCGAAGGGUUUUUUUUUAAUUUAAUAGUCCAUGAAUUUGUUGGCCCACUUUCUUUCAUUGGCUUCAAAUGGAGAGCUGUUGAGUGUUAACGAUCCAUGAAGCUUCAUAUAUGUCCUCCAUGUUCUGCUUCUUAUGUACUUUGCUCUUUUAUCGAAAUUGCAUCGUUUUUGCAAUGGUGUUGCACUGGUGUAAAUAGAACCUCCCAUUAUUGCGUGUAGCAUACCACCUUCUAUUUAGAUCUAGAUAUCGUGAAACCUAGAUGAAUUAAUCAAAUCAAAACAAUACUGGGAUAUGAUAACCUACCUGAUUAGAUUAAUCUUACAUUAGGCACAUUCCAUUAACCUCCAGCUCCUGUGGUUCCUGAAAAAAAAACAAGAUGCAGAUUUCCACUCUUUUUUUUUGUAUCACUUUUUGUAUAUCAUGUACUAGUAGAUGUAUUGGAGAUUAUGCAAUUAAUAGAUGUAGUAAUUACAUAUAAAAGAAAGCAACGGUCGUAUGCAUGUGCUGAACAUUUGACCAACUGUAGUAUAUUUUAUUUCUUCUUUUAAAAGGAAACACGUGGCUGAUGUUUGCAUGGAUAUAAUCUGUUUGAUCAGGUGUGAAAAUUAUCUGUUUUGAUGGUAAAUAUGAAUAUGAAAAUAAUAUCAAUGAUGCCCUACAAAGUCACAUAAUAAAUUUGUGUGAAAUAUGUUGAGUAAAUAUUUUUUUUUUUUUUGCUAUUUAAUACAUGUAUUUAUUAACUUUUACAUGAGAAGUUUUAUUUCUCAAAAGUAAAUUCAGAUGUGGGGGGGUCUGUUUUGAACAUAAUCUGUUACUUAAAGUUCACUUUUAUUUCAUCUUUUGUCAUCUAUAAAUUGAUGACACCCUUCCUCCCCCGUAACUACCCUGACAUUGCCACAUUCUUUAUAUACUUUGUUUAUAAUUUGGUGAGAACAGUUUUGAAAACAUCAAAAUGUGCUCCAGUCAACUAAUCUGAUUUCUUUCUUUCAUCACUGAGAACAAUAACAAAUUUAAUAUUCCUACCACGAUAUUUGCUCAAAGCCUUCCUGACUGCAAGUGAAUCUACUUUAAAUGAUAUUGUAUAUUUUUUGGUUAUAGUAUUUUUAUUAUGGAUGAGCAUUUGAAAGAUGUUUUUCAUAUUUUCACCUCAUAGAAAUUGCUGGGAUGGUGGAGGGCCCCUUUAAAAUUUAUGCUACAAAAUACAUUUGUGAUAUUGAUAUUUCAUAUUAUCCCCUCAAAGGGUUCCUCUUACUACAUGUAGAUCAUCUGCAUAUCAUCAUGAAAUCUUUGUUUAACUCUCUCAUCCAAUAUCAUACAACAUGAUAAUUGUAACCUGUAUCAAUGUUUGUUUGAGUGGCUUUUUUUUACUUUUACAAUAUCUCUAUGUCACCACUGUCUCAAUGUUUGUGUGAUGAAUACUUUUGUUAUUGAUUUGUACAAUUUUUAUAAAAAUUUAAAAGUGAUUUGUAUUGUUAAUGGUGUCUUCCAUAUAAAACUGUAUUUUAGCAUACAUGGAAACUGGGAGGUGAGUGCACUUAGAAUGAUUCUGAAUGUUAAUACAUCUUCAGGUUUAUGUUUGGCUUGAUUUUUUUUUAAGGAGAUAAGUGCUGAAUAGUGUUGUUAUCAAUUCAAAUAGUUGUUUUUACACCUGAUACAGAUAAAGUGAAUGGAUUUGGCAUGGAUUUGUGUGUAUAGUAUCAAGAGCUAACAUUUUUUAAUUAACCAAAGUAACUUCUUUAUGUUGUCAUGGAUAUUGGCUCUCUGAGAAUGAUAUGUUGAUGUUAAAUCAGAAGUCAUUCAGACUGCACUGCACACAGUGUAGCUAAAAGAGUAGCAAGGACAGAAUACUUCUUUAAUAGAUCAGUCUUCAAGGUUUCUUAUUGUGGGUAGGUUUUUUUCUUUCAUCUGCUGUGAACCCUGAAUUCCUUCAGGCUUCAGUGAUCAAAGGAUCACCCAAGUCAAUAGGGGAAAGUAUGGUACGUAAUUUACAUUCUUGCAGUUUCCAAGACAACUUCUUGGAGGAUAACUUCUCAAGGAGUGCUUUCCUUGGGGAAUUUGUCAUUGGACAGGUGUCCUGAGGGGAGACUUGCUUUGAAGGAGCUGUCCUGUGUUUAGUUAUCCUCUCGGGCAACAUGCUGCAGGGUCUUUUCCUUGGGGAAUUUGUCAUUUGGACAGGUUCCCUUAGGGGAGACCUAUCCUCAAGGACAUGUCCUCGUGCUGGUUGUCCUCCAAGGCUGCAUGUUUGGAGGACUCCCACGUUUAAAUCAUAUCUACAUGUAUGGUUGUUGUCUUCAUAAGGCUGUUGUCCUGUAACAUCUUCCAAGUAACCAUUGGUUUCAGUUUAAGAAUACAUAUCAUCCAUGUACUGCUGUAGUCAUCUGUUACACGUUAUAUUAGAUCAAGCUGUCUUUGUUUCCAGUCUUUGUGCAUUAAUGAUACAUGUAUUAGUAUGCUAUGGAUUGUUUAUGCAAACCCGCCUCGACAAGUGUACAAAUGUGUAUGAACUUACAUAGCAAGCCAUCAAUUGCCUUACUUUCCAUCUUCUUUCAUUUUGAAAUUGAAAUCAGACUGAUGUGUGAUUUUGUAAAAUGUUUUGAACUUUCUGUACACUAACUGUGUACAGUGUUUACAAAUUGGUUACCAUAUGUAUGUUUGUAUUUGGGCAUUUCUCAAGCAAACCUCUUUGUCAGAUUGUUCCUUAGUUAUGCAGAAAAACAAUGUUUUCCUCUUUAAAAAAUACAAUCAAUAUACUGCAGCUCAGUUUAUGUAAUACAUGAAAUAUAUUGGAUUUAAUCCUCAAGAUUUAUAUUCAUAUAGUUUGCUUGGAGUUUAAUCCUCAAAGGGUUUAUAUAGUAAGUUCACUUACAUAAAGCAUAUGUUUUGCAGUGAUUUGAAAAGUAAUUAAUCUAUGUUUAUUAUUCUACUAUUGAGUACAAAUAUCUCAAUGUUUUAAUUCCAGAUAAAUCCCACUGGUUGUAAGUUGCAUCUGCCAUGUAAUGGUUGUUUGCAACAAAAUAGACGGCAUCAACACUUUGCUGGUGCUGCUGCCCUUUUCAUGGGGUGUUAGCUUUACCAGUAUUUAUGGUUUUGCUAUAUUAAAAGCCAUACAAUAAAAAUGGACAGAUAAAGAAACAACAACAAGGGGUUAUCACUAGUAAAAUAUCACCUACGUUUCAGAAAUACAUCAGUUACACUUGUUACUUGAUGUAUGUUCAUCAUGUACAUGAAUAUACAUAUCUACAUUGAAGAUUUAAUGAUAGCUUGUUUUGUUUAUCUCUGAAUUUGUGAUAUGAGUUCAUUACUUUUAUCUUGAGUAUCUUGGUAAUUACAACAUUCCUUCAUUUUUUUCUGGUUGGUAUAUAUUUUAUCUCAUACUGUUAUUGAUUAGUUCAUGUUAUAUACCUUGCAAAAUGACUCUAGGUCGAUGUAUGUGGUCAAAUACAUAUUAAUGGAAAGUACCACUGACUACUAUAUAGUGAAAAGUUAUACUAGCAGUUAUCCCUUCAACAAAAAGAAAUGUUACAUGCACAGCCACAGACAGUAGCUGGAUGCAGCUAGUGGUACCAGUCUUGCUACAUGUGAAUCAGUAUUGAUUUCAACAACAUGAUCUGACAUAAUUUUCUCAUAAUAAAGUGGCUUGUAGUAAAAAAAAUUCCUAAAUAAUUACUUCUUUUGGGGGGUUCACACUGAAAUUUGCUCUCAUUGAGGUCUAACCUAGUACAUGUACUGUGCUUUGUCUUUGGUUUUAGAACUGUUGAGAGUUCACCUCUGGGCAAAUAGUUUUACCUGUUCCCCUUCUGAGCAUUCAUUAUGUUAUACUAUAACCAAACUCAGAUUUGGAAAAAAAAUGUUCUUUUCCUGGUAGUGAUUUUGUUGAUUUUCUACUGAAUGACAAUGAAAACUAUAGCUCUAUAUAUUAUUAUUUUCAUAAUUGUAUAAUUCAGCAAUAAGCUUUUAAGAAGUAGAUUUUGUUUGCAUUUAUUGAUUAAUUAUCGGAAGCCUAUAUUUUUUGCUAUUACAUGUAUGUUACUCAUUCAUGGGACAGUUGUAGGGCUAUGUCUUCUAUUCAUAUAGAAUAUUAGUGAUCAUUUAAAAGAUUGAAAACAUGUAUAUAUAUUAUUAUUAUGAAGAUGAAAAUGAGCAGCAAACAAUGCCGAAUGCCACAAUAUCAUCGUCCUCUAUACUACAAAUGUAAUUUAAGUAUGUAAACGUGAUUAGCAUAUGCUCAAAGGUUGUAAUCAGAUCUGGGAAUGUUCCCAUUAGUACUUGUUAUUAUAGAUGUGUUUUUGUUAGUAUAAGGCUGUGUGCAGCCCCUCCCACACUCAUGCAUGAGGUGGAUGUAUGCAGAGGUAUUACAGAUAGAAGUUAUGUUUUAGUUGCAUCCAGUGAUCGGUGGGGAGAGGCUUCUCAUUCAAGUAAUCAUGUAAACUCAGAUCCAUCAUGGCAUCAUGAAUGGAGUCUGUAAACUGGCCAGAUAAUUAAAGAAAAAAAGUUAUCAGCAGUACAACAAA
This is a messenger RNA of Lytechinus pictus (painted urchin), 5499 nucleotides long. Its product is annotated as rho GDP-dissociation inhibitor 1-like. Gene Ontology annotation, biological process: Rho protein signal transduction. Bases 257 to 856 code for a protein of 199 amino acids. Gene Ontology annotation, molecular function: Rho GDP-dissociation inhibitor activity; protein binding. NCBI's taxonomy places the organism in Eukaryota, Metazoa, Echinodermata, Echinoidea, Temnopleuroida, Toxopneustidae. Gene Ontology annotation, cellular component: cytoplasm; membrane; cytosol. The transcript is spliced from 6 exons. The record is from RefSeq and is a predicted model, not a curated record.